AACAUCUGUGUAUAAUUGUGUGAAUGUUUAUCUUCUGACAAACGCGUGAAUCAACUCGCCGAUUUUAAUUAAAUUUGUCAGCGGAGAACAGAGACGUCGAAAUUUCGGCCUCACUAUGGGUCUAUUCGGCAAGACACAGGAAAAAGAUCCUAAGGAGCAGGUCAAUGAUUGGUGUCGAAAAAUCAGGAAGGAAUCCAACCAGCUAGACAGACAGAUCAGAGGCAUCGAGAGGGAAGAGGAAAAGGUGAAAAGGUCGCUGAAGGAGGCGGCCAAGAAGGGCGACAAGGACGUGUGUUUGGUGUUGGCCAAAGAAGUCCUCAGGGCGCGAAAAGCUAUAUCCAAAAUUUACUCCUCAAAAGCCCAUCUAAAUUCGAUUCAGAUGCAGAUGAAAAACCAGCUAGCUACUAUUCGAGUUGCUGGCGCAGUUAAAAAAAGCACGGAGGUGAUGACGUCGAUGCAGCAUUUGGUUCGAGUACCUGAGGUGGCGGCCACAAUGAGAGACAUGUCCCGCGAAAUGAUGAAAGCUGGCAUCAUUGAGGAGAUGCUGGAGGAGACCUUUGAAGGACUCGAGGACCAGGAAGAGUUGGAGGAAGAAGCACAGGAAGAAGUUGACAAGGUUCUGUGGGAGUUGACCCAGGGUCAGCUUGGAAAAGUGCCUGCAAUGGUCACCGACACCCUACCCGCCGCAGUGGCUGAGCCAGAAGGCGCGUCUGCCUUGGUCGACGACCCUGACGAGCUCGAGGAAAUGCAGAGCAGACUGCAAGCGCUCAGAAGUUAAAGAAUGAGCUCUUUUUUGAAAAUAUUGAAUAAUUUUUAACGUUACUUUGUAACCUGUGAUUAAUUUUAAAGUACUUUUUUAUUAUUAGAAAUUUGUAGUGUGAUGAUUUUAUCAUCACACUACUAUUUGUUGAAGUAGAGAAAUAUGAGUAUUAUCAAUUUAAAAUAUUAUCCUUCCUGAUCCUACCCGCUGGAGCGGCAUAAAUCCUUAAUUUGGAAUGCUUUUUUUAAUAAAGAAAAAUAAUAUAAUAUACACAAAAACCUGCAAAACUCUUGAAUAUUAAAAGCUUUAUAGGAAAAAAUUUCUUUAAGUUAGUUUGAUAGUAGACUCUAAAUAUAAUUUUCUUCUUUAUUUUAUAAACAACUUUUGAAUAAUGAGGUGAUUUCAGAUCAUAAAUGCUAUUUUUUUUAAAAGCAAAUAAAUUGUAUAAAUAUGUAAUUUUAGAUCUCCAAUAUUUUGAUU
Neocloeon triangulifer is the source of this 1240-nucleotide messenger RNA. RefSeq names its product charged multivesicular body protein 3 (gene Vps24). NCBI's taxonomy places the organism in Eukaryota, Metazoa, Arthropoda, Insecta, Ephemeroptera, Baetidae. The transcript has 4 exons. Gene Ontology annotation, cellular component: ESCRT III complex; multivesicular body. The record is from RefSeq and is a predicted model, not a curated record. Gene Ontology annotation, biological process: late endosome to vacuole transport; endosome transport via multivesicular body sorting pathway; protein transport. Bases 116 to 778 code for a protein of 220 amino acids.